AUAGAAGUUGUGAUUGUUGUUGGUGAUUGAGAGAAGUGAUGUUCAAUGAAUUAGCCUUGCUCAAGACAUUAUAGUUGAUCUUUUUUUAGCUGCAUUCUUACAAGGCUUAAAUUAAGACGACCGUUUGUUUUUAUGAUUAGAAAGUUUGGCCACACCACACUAGGUAUUUGUGACCAAAGUAAUGAGAUUUUAAAUACCAGAACCAUCAACUUAUAUAAAAAUAAAAUUUUGGAAGAAUAAAUAAAUAAAUUUCACGAACAUAUCACGAUGACGACUGAGAAAUUAUUAGCAGUGGGCGAUAUUGGAAGUUCCAUGCAACGUUUUGGAUGGGUAGAUUACGUAACCUUCAUUGGAAUGCUAGGAAUAAGCCUUGUAGUAGGUAUUUAUUUCGGAGUAUGCAAGAAAUCAGAGACAGCACAGGACUAUUUGGUUGCUAGUCGAUCUAUGGGCAUAAUUCCAAUAGCUAUGUCAUUGUUAGCUAGCUCAGUUAGUGGUAUAUCGCUUUUAGGAAUUCCCACAGAAGUGUAUGUUUAUGGAAUCCAGUACAAUUAUAUUUUAGGAGGCUUCGUUAUUGCGUCAAUUUUGAUGGGAUACAUCUUCUUACCUGUUUUUCAAGGUCUACAAUUGACUUCAACUUAUGAGUAUCAUGAAAGGAGAUUUAGUAAAGGUGUCAGAUUAUUUGGUUCAUUACUAUUCAGUAUUAAGAUGCUGUCUUGGCUGCCACUAGUGAUAUAUGUGCCAGCUCUCGCAUUAAACCAAGUGUCUGGAAUAAAUGUCCAUUUUAUAACACCAACUGUUUGUGCCUUUUGUGUGUUUUAUACUUCGUUGGGUGGUUUGAAAGGAGUAGUUUGGACUGACGUAAUUCAGUUAAUACUGAUGUUUGCAGCUCUAAUAUUGGUGGUUAUCAAAGGUACAUUAGAUGUAGGUGGAUUUGGAAACGUAUUUAAAAGAAAUUGGGACAGUGAUAGAAUUGAAGGUCCGAAUUUUGAUUUAGAUCCCUUAUCAAGACAUACAAUAUGGACUUUGGUUAUUGGAGGAACGUUUUUGGCGGUACAGACAUCAGGAGUCAACCAAAAUAUGAUUCAAAGAUACCUGUCAUUACCAUCGUUGAAGCAUUCUAGAAGAGCCUUGGCAGUUUUUAUAUUUGGAUUGUUCUUAAUAGUGGGUUUCUCUUCAUAUUGUGGAAUGUUAAUCUACGCUACAUACUACCAAUGCGAUCCUUUAACUACCAAGUUGGCAAAAAAGAAGGAUCAACUAUUACCACUUUUAGUAAUGCAGAUCCUAGGGGACUUCCCAGGAAUUCCUGGUAUAUUUGUUGCUGGGAUUUUCAGUGCGGCUCUUAGCUCAUUAUCAACAGGAUUAAACGCGAUGGCGGCCAUAGUUUUAGAAGACUUUUAUAAGCCAUUCAUCAAUAGAAACAUAUCUGAAAAACAAAGUUUCUAUCUAAUGAAAUCUACUGUUAUUAUCACUGGAGCUGUCUGCAUUGGACUGGUAUUUCUUGUGGAGAAAAUGGGAACUGUUCUACAGCUUUCAAUGAGCAUUGGCUCGAUUGGUAAUGGACCUUCACUAGGAGUAUCAGCAAUGGGAAUUCUUCUCCCAUGGAUUAACUCAAAGGGAGCAUUAUCGGGAGGUAUCAUUUCUCUUGUUUUUAUGACUUGGUACUGUCUAAAGACGCAGAGUUUGAUUGCUUCUGGAGGACUAAAAUUUGAGGAAAAACCAGUGUCUACAGAAGGUUGUCAUUAUCAUUUUACUCCUACAGUUAUUAAACUUAACAACAUAACUCAUACUGAUGAACAGUACAUGAUCUACAGGCUCUCCUAUUUAUACUACUGCAUGAUAGGAACUUUUGUGGCAAUGUUUGUUGGCCUCAUCGUGAGCGCGCUAACCACACCGAAUGAUCCAAGGGAUGUCGAUCCACAGCUUUUGGCACCGUUUGUUAGGAAAUUAAUAAAGCCUAGAAAAUAUUCGAAUCAACCCUAUGAUGGCAUUACGUACGCCUAUGGAUCUCCGAUAAAUGGAAUGGACAAUGAGAAGAAAGAAAUUAUGGAAGACAAAGUAUGAUGACAUUAUUUAAGUGAAUUGUACAUCUUUGUUGUUAAUUAUGUAUCUUUUUGUAAAUAAAGUUUUUUUAAUAUUU
This is a messenger RNA of Diabrotica virgifera virgifera (western corn rootworm), 2137 nucleotides long. Its product is annotated as sodium-coupled monocarboxylate transporter 1-like. Gene Ontology annotation, molecular function: symporter activity. The record is from RefSeq and is a predicted model, not a curated record. The coding region runs from base 268 to 2061 and encodes 597 amino acids. Gene Ontology annotation, biological process: sodium ion transport; transmembrane transport. The transcript has 14 exons. Gene Ontology annotation, cellular component: membrane. Lineage: Eukaryota; Metazoa; Arthropoda; Insecta; Coleoptera; Chrysomelidae.